Messenger RNA from Paramecium pentaurelia, 1244 nucleotides. Lineage: Eukaryota; Ciliophora; Oligohymenophorea; Peniculida; Parameciidae. The record is from the annotation of a GenBank genome assembly.
AAUGGGUCAAAAUAAUUGUACUCCUAAUAUUCCAGGAUUGGAAAACUGUUAUGCAAGAUACGAAUAAACAGAUGAAAAUAAAUAUCCUUAUUUAGUAGCAAAUAAACAUAGAUUGGCAGAAUCACAAAAUUCAUAAAUCUUUGAAUUAUAUCAAAAAUAAUAAGAUCAACUUAGAUGCUAUUUACAGAAUUCUCGUUAACUCUCUUAAUCUACUAGACGUAAUUAUGAAUUUGAAGGAAGAUUUCUUAAACUUCCAUCACAUCUCAUCUGUCACAUUAUGUAUUUUGUUAUCGAUGAUUAUAUCAACUUAUUACUUGUUAAUACUUUAUGGUAUACAAGAUUAAAUGAAGCCUUUUCAAAGACCGUUAGUAUUGUUGAUGAAAAAUUUUAACAAUCACAUUCUUUUUUUAAAUUAAAGUAAUCCAAAAAUGCCUUUUAAACUUUUCAAUUUGGAAGACAACAAGGUUUUAGAUUGGAUAGAUGUUUAAUAGCAGAAAUCACUCCUGGAGUUGAAAGUAGCAUAUAAUAUUUAUUUGAGAUUCAAUUAUCAAAAUAUCAUAUACAUAUAUAUGUAAAGGACAAGAAAAAGCUGUUUGUUACAAAUUUGGAAUUUUGAGAAAGAAUACAAUAAGAACUAUUUGGAUUGGAGUAGAUUAAAGCACUGUAAUAGUAUAUUAUAUAUAGAUAGAAUAUAUAUGAUAAAUAAACAGUUCCUGUUAUCUAGCCAGUCUUACCCUUUUGUGUUGGAGACUACAUCAAAAUUCCAUUUACUCUAUUGAAUCUUUAAGGAUAAGUCAAUUUAUAAAGUAUUAAAUGGAAUAAACCAUAAAUUGAAAAACUUGAUGUAGGUAUUUUUGGAAGUAAUUAAUAUAAUCUAUAAUUUAAUAGAUCCAAAACAUAUUACAAUGUAGCCACCCCUUAGAUUUGAACCUAAAGAUGCCGAUUGGACUUUAUUUCAAUACUUUGAUCAUCCAAUGAAGAAAUGCUUUGAUAAUUUCAAGCAAAUAAAAUUGAGAGAGUGUAGAUGUUGUGGUAAUGGGUUAGUAAUUAAUCGUAUGAAUUAUACUUGUAUAUCGGAGGGUCUUCUUAUGAUUCCUUAAUUAAAUAUGAAAAUAAUUGUCAAAUAAGGUUGCAUUACUAAUUAGGUAAAUAGAGCAACUGUUAGUUAUGAAUUAGAUAAUACAUUGGAACUAAGAAUAGGAGAUCUUUUAACAUUGUACUACCUAAGAGGAGGUGAUUCUUGA